AUGAUCGUGCUCACUCACGGCGAGUCAACCGGGGCAGGCGAGCCGACGGAUCACCUGAUGGUGAGUGAUUACCGCCGCGCAUGGACACCUGCAACACCAGAGGAGCUACUUCAGAAAGCACUAAGACGUCGAGGUCGGCUGCAUCUGUGGUCUUCAGCACCCACCAAGCUGUAUAAAUCCUGCAUGUUCGAUGCCCCAACACCUAGGCCCCCACAAAUUCACGAUCCGCGUCUACGCACGAAAGCUAUUCUAAACGCAUAUGCAAUAGCCGAUGCGUUCUCACUCUUUAAGGAAGAGCCUAGGAACCAGCAAGAUCUGCUCCACACCCAGCCCCCUAUGAAGUAUGUAUCUAACGAGAUGGCUGCGAAAUAUUUUAUUGCGUUGUGCCUGGUUGUGGCUGCAGUCGCUCGACCCAGUGAUAAGUACACGGAUAAAUAUGACAACCUAAAUCUGGACGAGAUCCUGGAAAAUAAGAGACUGUUGCUAGCGUACGUCAACUGCAUACUCGAUAAGGGCAAAUGCAGUCCCGAAGGAAAGGAACUCAAAGAACAUCUUCAAGAAGCCAUAGAAACAGGCUGCGCGAAAUGCACAGAAGCCCAAGAAAAGGGAGCGUAUCGCGCCAUAGAGUUUCUGAUUAAGAAUGAACUAGAUAUUUGGCACCAGCUCACAGACAAGUUCGACCAUGAGGGCAAAUGGCGUAAGAAGUACGAGGAUCGCGCACGGGCCAACGGCAUUGUCAUUCCAGAAUAG
Molecule: messenger RNA, 750 nt
Organism: Diatraea saccharalis (sugarcane borer)
Lineage: Eukaryota; Metazoa; Arthropoda; Insecta; Lepidoptera; Crambidae
Source: the annotation of a GenBank genome assembly